GAUGUGUAAUAAACCCUGCUGUUAUGAAGUCCUCGGUUCAAACGACAAACGUUCUCCUCUGCGUAAUUUCCAGUCUCCCCUUCUUCUCCGCGUAACUUCAUGGUCGUCCAACCUCUUUUUUUCUGUCUGCUUCCCAGACUUUUUUCAUUUUCCUUUUUUUUCUUUCUCUCUCUCUCUCUUUUUUUUUUUUUUUUUUUUUCAUGUAAGCUAAUAUACAGGCCGGCGCUGCAAUUUCGGAAUCUGCCCUUGUACAUGGCGGACGAGAAAAAUUUCCACAGGAGGAAGAAGAAGAACCGCGACGCGAAGCCCCCGGUGCAAGGCGCAAAACGGAGGGCUCGCACGGACCGAGCGAACCUCGGCGAACCCGUCUCUCAUCACGCCAUUACUCUUUACUAAAAUGUAACGCAGCGCUGUCGCGGAGGAGGGGGGAGAAAAAAACACGUCGUGCUGGAAAUUUUUUUUUUUUUUUUUGAACAUUUGGAAUUUCUCAUAAGUAACUCACAAUUUUUUUUAAUUUUUUUUUCUCCGACGGAGCAGUUGUGCAGUCACCUCUGUUCGGGGAGGGAAGGUUUCUCCGGAGCGAGAGGCUGUUUCGCAUGAGCCGCAUCGUUUUUGGGAGAAGCACAGGCUCAGAGGAGGCGGAGUCAUGAGUGCACAAGAGGCACCCAAUCCUGGGAAGGAGCGUGCGGACAGUGGGAGCGUGGCCGCGGACCGCCCCUCACCAACCGCCGCGACCAAGAAUACUAGUCCAGCACCUGUCACGGUUAAGAAAGAGCCUGGCACCUUGGAGACGAGCAACGGGAAAGUUGGGGAUGCCAACCCUGCUGAGAUCUGUGUUGUAAUUGGGGGAAAUGAUGGCGGAGCAAGCGGAGGUGGAUCCCGUAGAGCUCCGACCGAGGGUAUGUUUGCCCUUGGUACUCCUCCUCCAACGAAGAGCACAGACUCAUGCAUAGGUUCCUAUGUAUGUGGGGUAUGUGGGAAGAAGUACAAGUAUUAUAACUGCUUUCAGACACACGUCAGGGCUCACAGAGAAUCAGAGUCUUUGGUUGCGGACGGUCUUCCCCAGACACCCAACAAUAGCUUCCGUUACUCCUGUGACAUCUGUGGCAAGAAGUAUAAAUACUACAGCUGCUUCCAGGAGCACCGUGACCUGCACGCAGUUGAUGAUCCAUAUGAACAGGUAGUGUUACCUGUGGACGGCCUUAAGGAGGAGGAGCCAGUUGAACCCUAUCAGAAAAUUGGACCAAAAACGGGGAGCUAUGUUUGUGAGUUCUGUGGGAAGCAGUACAAGUACUUCAACCCUUACCAGGAGCAUGUUGCUCUUCACACACCGAUGGGCUCCUUUGACAUGAAGGCAUCGCGGGUACAGGAAUGUGGUAGUAUGGACAUGAGUAAAUUUAGCCACAGCCAAGCUGGUAAGAUAAAAAACAGUCCAUUCAGGCGGAAACUGGAGAGCGCUAUUCAGUCAAGUCUGGUCGACACAAACAGCUCGCAGAACUCAAGCGUCGGUUGGGAUAAAUUGGAAAAAGGAACUCCGAGCCCUCUGGUGGCCAGCUCCUUCUCUACAACACAGAAGAUCCAGUACAGAUCAGGGAUAAUAGAAACUAAACCCUACACUUGUGGUGCCUGUGGCAUCCAGUUCCAGUUCUACAACAACCUGCUGGAGCACAUGCAGUCCCAUGCUGCUGACAAUGAGAACCACACCAAAGGGGAGUCUCCCAAAGCCUCCUCAGCACCAGGUCCUCAGGAGCAGCUGUGGAGAGCUUCUCAGGCUCCAGCACCGGCUCCGGCUCAUCCCUCAGUGAAACUACAAAUCCAGCCUCAGAGUAUCUCCCAGAGAAACCACACACUCAGUCAAAAUAAUGGACUACCUGAGAAGGAGCGACAGCAGGUGGCUGAGCGCCUCUUACGGGUAAUGUGCUCCGAUCUGAGCAUGCUCAACGUGCUGAACAGCAAGGACUUCCUGAAGUUGGCACAAACCCUCGUGGAUACGGGUGCUCGCCACGGUGCCUACUCCACCCGUGAUGCUCUCGGCAACAUGAGUGCCUUGGCACUGCGCCAGUUGCCCCGCAUGUACAACCAGGUCAAAGUCAAGGUCACGUGUGCUCUGGGCUCCAAUUCAUCACUUGGCAUCGCUGUCACCUGCCACUCCCAGACAUCUGGGCCAGACGCCUGCUAUGUGCUGACAGCCUACCAGGUGGAAGGGUCGAGACUCAAGCGCUAUGUGCUCGGCGUGAGGGAGGCUGAGCUGAGGGAAGGGCCCGAUCAGGUUCACCACUGGGUGCAGAAUGUGCUGUCGGAGUUUGUGAUGUCAGACAUUCGCACCGUGUACGUGUCAGAGCCCAGGGUGUGGUCGGCAGGAUUUGCCGGAUCACCUCUGGGUGGCGGUGGCCGGGGGAGGAUAUGCCUGCGAUGCGCGGGGUGCUCGCUCGGUGCAGUCGUCCAGGCCGUUCUUGGGAAGCGCAGUCUCCAGGCUCGAGGUCUUCACGAGUUGUCCGAACUCCUCUCGACGUGCAGGGAAAUCGCAUCCUCCACCACGCUGGUUCUCCGUGAGGAGCAGUGCACCAACACAUCCACAAGCACAGCUGACGAAGGUUCACAAGGUAGCGCCGCACAGUGCCCCACUCCUCCCUGCUGGGAUCGCAUGGCCGAAGCUCUUCUGCAGGUCCACGCCCACUUCGAACAGAUCUGUGAGGCUUACGGACGCAGCAAGUCGACGGCUCCACAGCUCCAAGGUCUCAACAAGCAUCUGCUCGGCACGUUGGCUUGUCUGCUGGCGCCUCUGCGCCUGGCAGCUCUGGAGCUGAGCAGCCAGAGGAGACCAACUCUACAGCAGGUGCUACCCGUCUACCUGCGCUUGGAGAAGUUCUUCACAUCCAAAGCAGGGGAGGCUGGAACAGGCACAGCUAGCAAACUCUGCCACUACUUCCUAGAAGCACUUAAGGAAAAUUUUAAGGUUGAACGAGCUCACCAGGUAGCAAUGGUCCUGGACCCCCAGCUCAAACUGCGUUCAGUGCCGGCCUACCAGCAUGAAGACAUAAUCUCCCGUGCAUGCGAAAUGGCUGCCGAACCCAGGGAUGGCGGUAUGACCGGCGGCGGAGGUUCUGGUGGUGAAGAACGGGACGCCGAUGGCCCACCAACCCCGAAAAUAAGCCGCAUAGAGGGAGCUGGAAGCAAUGGCGGCACCUCGAGGGGAACGUCCUCAUGCACAGUGUCUGGUAAUGAUGAGGGUCAGAGCCAAGUUAGACAAGAGAUUUUUAAGUACCUGGCUGAGCCGCUUCUCCAAGGCACACCUGAGCUCUUCCAGUACUGGAGCUCAGCAGUCGGGGAAAAGUUCCCCAGGCUUGCUCGCCUGGCGCUGUGGCUCCUCGCCGUGCCGGCCGUGGGCAUACGCGGCGAGUGUGUCACUGUGUGCGAGCAGAGCCUGGCCAUGAAGAGGAGGCAGCAGGUAACCACUGAGGAAAUGAACAAACUCAUUUUCCUUCGCUCUAACAUGGGCUAGAAGAGAAAGCCAACCAACCUUUAUCAACCAAGCGUUCCCCUCCAACAAAUGACUCAAGGCUAUUAUUUAUAUACUGUAGGUGUAGACGACCAACUGUAAACUUCAAUGUGUAUGGACGUUAAAUACUUCUUGAGACAAAUAUUUAUAGGAAAACUCACAUUGUAUAGGUUACAAACACCCCAUAAAAUGGCAUAUAACAUAUUUUAAAUGGAGGAAAGGACUGUUGUACUGUGGACAAAAUGUAGGGGUGGAACGUUAACUCUCAAAAGCUUGUCCUGUUUGGUACGCAACCCUCGGUUUGGUAUGCACAUGUGAGCAGGAUGAGUUUUGGUUUUGUCUUGGCCAGUGGUUUCAAUUACUCCAGCCUAACGACUUUACUGCUACAAGGCUACAACGCUGUUAUUCUCACUGGAUGACAACAUUUUCAGGUAAAAAUCAGCUCUCACUGCUUGAAACUACUGUCGUGGACCCUCUGAAAACCAAUCAAAGAGGUGAGCAGUAAAUACGGUGGCAUAUACAGUAUGUUGUAGUUAUCAUUUUCAUUGGCGUAUGACAAAAAAAUAAAUAAAACCAAGUGGUGAAUCUUCACUGCCAUUUGUUUUUCUGACAAUUAAGUAUACAAGUUUUAUGAUUUACUGUUAUAUACCGCUGAAAAUGAUAAAAGUUUCAACACAUUCAGCCACGGGAGAUAUCUGAGCUUAAUCAUUACGGCCAAUUUGGUGGUUGACGCAGUGGUUCUCUUAAUGUAGCUGUAGAUCAUUUGCAUGCUCUGCAUGCAUUUUUCAUCCAGAUGGGUUAAAAAAAACAAACAGCUGAUUAAACAUUAAUUCCGAUAUGAUGCCUUCCUCCUUGUUACAAAUUGUGAAGAAGGCAUGUGAUGUUUUUUGGGGGUUUUUUUUCAAAAAAAUCGUAGGGGUAAAUCCUUCUUAAGCGGUCGUACGCUGCUGGAUAUGCAAGUCAAACCGCUCGACUUUCAGAAGUUAACUUGAAUAAACUUUUUUUGGUUUUUUUUCUUUAGAAAAAAUAUUUAUUUGGUUAAAGACACAAAGAGGGCAGCAUAAUAUCAGAACCUGUUUGUGGUCAGCUUUGACACUGAUCCCAAUCAGCACUUACUACCUUAUUACCUUCGUUGGAUUGCACCAACAUGGAAUUUAAGAAACAUACUGAAGCUUAUAUUAUCCUUCAAAACUUGAUGGUGCAACCCAGCUCGCAUGUCAGUAAAUGUACAGAAACAACAUGUAGGGGCCAUGUUGUCUGGUUCGAUGAUGUUUUCCGGUGCCGGUUAGUUCAGGAAUGCCACAUCAGUCAGUUCUGUGAGAAGACACACCCGCAGUUGUGUGUGUCAGUUGCAGUGAACACAACUACUUCUACAUUGAAGACGCUUUGGUUGUGCAUUUUAAACCGCAGUGAUGUUAUUAACCAUCAGUUUGGUAAGCUUGUAGACGAGGAUUGCAUUCACAGUUUUGUCAAUCCUUGUGUGUUUGCCCACCUAGUAAGCGCGUGUGUAUUCGUUUUCCACAGGAAGGUUAUGAUUCUUAUUUUAUUUAUUGUUCUUUACCCAUUUAUCACUCCAAUACAAACGGUAUCUUCCUUAUGUGAGCUACGCAUUUCCAUUUAUUUUUAAGGCAAUAAGCUUUAUCACAUAGGGCAUAGUUUCUUCACUUUUCUCCAUUAAAAAAUGACUGUUGCCAUGAUGCUCCCACAGUUGUAUUAUUAACAGCACGUUAUUUUCUCAAUGGGAACUUCUCAGGAAUGAGUGCACCCGAGCUGGCACCACCACUUUUUCCUCACUGAACCUAAAAACACACACACACCAAACUGUGACCUCAACGCCGAGGCAUGUACUGAACCGUGACUUUCUGCGAAACGUUCCACCCCAAAUGCAGUAAGUGCCAUUUGCAACAAAUGAAAAAAAUAAUAAUAACAUCACAGGAAAAGAAUCACUGAGGGUCUAUUUUUUUCAGGACUAAACAAAUUCUGUCAGUACAUUCACAAAAGUCACCACAUGCAUACUUAUGAAGUCGAGUUAUUUAUUUUUUUAUGGAUUCUAGAAUACAUUGACGUUAGCUAAUACCUCCUAAAAAUGACUUUGAUGAAUGGAAGUUAUGCUGUUAAAAAUGUUGUUUGUUGCCUCUGGUACUAAUCAGUCAAACACUAGUUUGUCAUUUAUUUUUUUGGGCCUUAAGUCUCUUUCAUGCGACUACCUUAAUCCCCUGAGUCAGAGCCAACGUCAUGCCUUUAUAUUGCUGCUCAAUGGCCUUGUUUUCUCCGUCUUAAAUAAAGCUUUGUAGGUUGUUUCUUUUUGUCGCUCCUGUAGACACCAAGCGACUUCUGGCUGAUGGUGGGGAAACACGCCCUCUAGUGGUCAAAAAGGUGAACUUUUUAAACUGUGGUAUUUGACAAGUGCUUUAUUCCAGUGUUCCCAAGUAAAAAAAAAAAGAAAAAAGGUUGAACUUAUUGAGCAUGUCUGCUUUUAGCAAAUACAAAUCUUAGUUUAUUAAACAGGUCACGAUUCAUUUUAACACACACACAAGCACAAGUUUCCGCUGUAUAAACAUGUAAUGAAAUGACUCAGUAGAACAUCAACAAUGCUUUUUUUAUAUUCUAUAUUUUUUACAGAAGCUAUAUCACCUACUCCUGAUUUAAAUGUUAAAAACACAAUGGUCACACCUUGACAUGUCCUCUUAAUAUCAACAGAAAAGAAAAUUACUGUACAAGUUAUUGUCUUGUUGCCCAGCGUUGCGCUGCUGUAUAACUCCAGGUGUGGUCACGUUUCACUUCUGUCACUCUCCCAUUCGUUUUAAUUGAAGCAAUUUUUUUCACUCUGACCUUGCAGAGGUGCACGGUCGACAAACAAACAAUGAUGCACUGUACCUACAAGUGGAGAAGUGACUUUUCUAUUGUCCUGUUUUGUACAGUAUCACACUAACAGACUACACAACUGCAGCAUUGCCCUCAUGGACUCUUUUACAGUUUAUAAUCACGCCGAGUGUUUAUUUAUCACCCACAGUAGAGUUGUUUUUGUUUAAAAGAGGCUGACGUGACUGUACCUUUUGGGUUAUAAGGUCAUAGGAGCUAAGAAGUCACUGCACUGCAUAAGAGAAAUUAAAGGGCAUCUGAGCGAAUGGUCGAGUUAAAAAGCCAAGGAGAGAUUAGUCUCACUAUAAUGAGAAUUAUUUUUUUUGUCCACCUAAAUACAACUGUGGGUUUUUAUUAUGAUUAAAAUGUGUCAACUCUUAUUAGAAAUGCAUAUAAGGUCAAUUGUAUCAGUCAAUCAGUGGGGAACGGCUCUGCAUUGCGCACAUUUUCACAGUAACAAGUAUGUUUUGUUUUAUUUUAUUUUAUCGACUGUAGCUUUCUUUACCUCCACUGACAACUUUGAUUUACUGAUUCAUACAUGUUUUUCUCACUGAAAUGUUUUUGUUUUUUUCAUUUUGGGCUUGCAAAAGAAAUAAUUAUUAUGUCUGGCUUGAUUGAUUAUGUAACAUUUUUACACGGUUUAUCUGAUUGUCCUCCGGUUUUGUAAGACUUUGGGGAGAACGGCUUGAUUUUACGUGACAUACAUACGUCACGACGUUGUGAUCAUUAGCAUUUCUGAAAUCAAUAUGUAUACUGCUGUUGUCAAACUGAUUCAUGUCACACAUUUAUAUUUUGGUAGACAAAAACAACAACAAUUGCUGUAAAUUCUAUUUUAAAUUUGAUUUUUUUUCUGAUCUGAUGUUUUACCUCAGUACUGAGAAGGUAAUGUUGUAACUUAGUGAUUGGAAAUCAGUUGUUCAUACAUAAAUUAGCUUUGGUCAAGGAAAUAGUCGAAAUACUGUACGUUGGUUUUGCGGUUUUAGCAGUGGUCCUCGAUUGAACUGAUGAAGGGAUUUUUUUUUAUUACAGUUUUUAAAUAAGUAUUUUAAAUAGGAUAUGCUCUGGGACAAAAUGCCAUUGUUGACGUGAUAAUGUCAACUUGAUUUUGCUUAGAAAUAACACUCUUUUUUUGUUGAUUCAAUGAGAAUUAUAUCUAAGAUAUGCAUGCUUUUAAUAAGAGUACUGAUAUAUAAAGUUAUAAGCCAGUGUUUCUCAUCAGAUGGAAAGUGAAUCAUGUUGGCUCUGGGUAGACGUCACCUGACGACGGUCAUUGAGAGUAGGAAAAGCGAACAUUGAUUGAAUUUGACCCUGUCGCGUUGGGAGUAGCGAUGUUGAUCAUGGUAGGGUGUUUAUGGGCUGACAUCAUCCAUUUCCAGAGGAUUUAUUAUGUAAAUACAAGAGAACUGCUGUUUUUAUGCCACAAGGGGGCACCUUCAUUUCAGAGAUACAGUAGGGAGCACCAAUAACAUUAUACCUCUUUUUUCUACAGUAGCAUUUCAAAAGGUUUUGAUAUAAUAGAAAUUAAAAAAGAAAUCAUCUUAGAUACAGUUAUUAGAAAAUUGAAAUCAGCUGUAAGGUUUUUUUUUGUUUCAGGAUUUUAACUUAUUCAGAUGAUAAAAGUUCAUGUGUACAAAUAUGGUAUAAGGAUGCUAACAUGGAGAUCUGUUUUAACUCUGGAUUAUUAUUAUAGUCUGCAUUAUUGAUUCAGGUUAAGAAAUUAGUGUUGCUUUCAUCCUAUUUAACAAGCAUUUCUUCCUUUUAUACUCUGCUAAAAUGCAAAAAAACCCAACGUGUUUGAUUCUAUUAAUUUUUGUCUUUUUUAUCGCACUUUGGCAGCAGAUUCCUGUGUAGAUUCAGAUCUGAGUUGUCUUAUUAGUACGCCUAAUUUAUACUUUUGUAGCAACACUAUUUUUAUAUAAUGGCAAAGAAAGGGUUAAGUGUCUUCUUUUUUUUUUUUUUUCCUGUGUCAUAUAUGGCGGCGCUGUUCAAUGUUUCUUGAAUACAUUACCCACUGUAGUAUGUGAUGUGUGAAUAAACUCCAAAACUGUGUCAAA
This is a messenger RNA of Scophthalmus maximus (turbot), 8415 nucleotides long. RefSeq names its product zinc finger protein 618 (gene znf618). The record is from RefSeq and is a predicted model, not a curated record. Lineage: Eukaryota; Metazoa; Chordata; Actinopteri; Pleuronectiformes; Scophthalmidae. Bases 647 to 3502 code for a protein of 951 amino acids. The transcript is spliced from 16 exons.